UGGCAUAUUGCUGCACUUCUAAAGCUCAAUGGCAUAUUCUUACUAGAUUUUGCUUGAACUUCACAAGUAUCCUGUUAGACUUUUCAUAUUAUAAUUGAGAAGAUUAAUUAUUUUUGAAAACGUUUGUCUUUUCCAGCAGCUGCCCAACCAAGCAAGCUGAUGAAAAACAGACUGUCGUCAUUCCAGCCCAACAUGCUUCUCCGCUCCGGAUCUCUGGAUAGGAUAAGACAGUUUCCGUCCUACCUCUGUCGCCGGGGGUCCGGAGGCCAACUAGUCACCUGGAUCUACAAUUCAAGAACUGUUUUCACUCAAGCUCUGUCUUUCACUCAUGAACAGUUGAGAUCGCUGAUGUUGGUUGUGUCUGUGUACCUGAUGGUGGGUCUAGUGGCGUUGCAACUGGCUGCUGCUAUGUUCGUCCUCUCCGUUGUUUCAACCAGCCUCCCUAACGGCAUGAUCUUCCUUCUCGCUUGCAUCCUUAUCACCUCCUUCAUCGGCUUCAAAACGAUACCAACCGAUACCAAACUAGAGAAAAGGCAAUAGCUUUAAUUUUUUUGUCAUUGUUGAGUGAAUUCCAAACUGCAUUUGAAUCUACGGUUCAUCACAAAAAAACUUAUUUGUCAACAUUUUUCUAUGCUUAUCAACAUUACUUUUUCAAGCUCGUUGCCUGAAACUGAUUACUCGAAUACAUCUUGUGAAAUUAUUAUUGUGAAAGAGUUAUCAUCGAUAUGUCGAUCAAUGAACCAUAAACGCGGAUCAUUUCAUCCCAAAGAUAAUGAGUUAUAUUUACAUAAAUUUUGUUGAAUCAUGUUUCAACAUCAUGCUUUUGAUUAUUGGGCAUAGCUGCAACGAUAAAGCUUCAAUUUUUCUUCAUAAUUACCUCAAUUCAAAGAUGAUUUAUUCAUACAAUGGAACAGUUAUAAAUUUUCCUCUCUCUAUCAGUAGGCGACAAUGAUUAAGACUGAUUGUUGAACUAUGACUCCAGAUAAAAUAUAAAUUGAAUCCAAUGUUACUUGAAAGUGUUUUUUCGAAGCGAAAUUAGGAAUAAACAUUGUACAUUGCCCAAUAAAUGGUGAUACUAAUGAAUCGGGACUUGAAAUGCAGUUUGACUUUCACUUUUGUUCAUAUUACUGUUAAUGUUAUAUAUUUUCUUAUUUUAUAAUGUAGAUAGAACCUUCCCUGUAUUUAUCAUUUAGUCUUCCUCAUGUCAUCUAGGUUUCGUUUGUAUAUUUUUCAAUUCAUAAUUCUAUGAAAUACUUCAACAUUUCGAAUCUUCAUUAGCUUCUAUGAAAACUUCCUUCCUUAUGAUUAUAAUUUCUAUUUUUAUAUCUUCUAUAUUUACUGAAUUUUCAAUGCCUACCCAAAACAUGAACUCAUUCUAUUACUAGGAGUCUAUAUUGAUUGUAAAUAAAUAUCUUUUAGCCACUCAAAUAAGUCAUACUAUGCAAUAGUAGUUUUUGUUCAUAAGUUAUCACUAAUACUUCAUUUUCGAGUUUUUAGUGCCCACAAUCAAGCUGUUCCAAUUUCCUAAGAAAUAACUUUUUUAUCGAUAUUCUUCUAAUCUGUCCUUCCAUUCACAUGCAGAGUUAUUGUUUCUCCUGUUGUACUGUUUUUCAAUUUUCAUUUCAUCAUAUAAGGACUUCCUGAAAACCAGACGAAAAAUUGAAAAUGAGACAAAAAAUUGUAAAUACCACUUAUACAAUUUUCUACUAUUACAUAAAACUACAAGAAAAAUUGAAAAAAAAAAAAUUAGGAAAAAAAAUUGUAACGACCAAAGAGAAUAUAAUAGUCUUUGAUAGGCUUGGCCCACAAUCAUUUGAUUCGGAAAUCAUCUUCAUCCAUCACAACUUAUUCUAUUUUUUAAUCCAGUCUAUUGAAUAUUUAAAAACUAAAAUUCUUCAUUUUAUUAGUCUGACUGAUCUAGAGAAUUUAUCAGUUAGCUUUAAGUUCACUAGGCUUUCUUAAAUUCAUCUUAAUAAUAUUAUUUCCCAUUUCUAACAUUAUUUUCUGUCUGGUUGCUUCAAAGAUUCCAUAUUGCCUCAUUAUUUGUCUAUUUACUACAUACACUAAUGAAUCUUCUUUAGUAAUGAGAAAAUUUUUCCUGUAAAAACUUAUAUCCGUUUUUACAUAUCAAAUCCACAUAUUUGAACAAAAAAUGCAACAAAAUUAUUUUAAUUUAUCUUGUUACCACUCUCGCAUAUAAAUUGGCUUAAAAAUGUAAGGUAAUGUUUAAAAGUAAAUUUUCUGGAGUUAGAAUCUGUAGAAUAUACAAAGUUAUUGCCCUUAUUGGUAUUUGUAAUUGGUUUCUCAAUUCAAUUUGACAAUCUUAUUGAAUAAAUAGUUCCUGUUUACUUUAUUCUUUGUCUGUCUACUAAUCAAUCGAACUAAAAAUAGCAGACUGAUGAAUAUACAAAGAGAUUGGAUGUUGAACUUGAAUUCUAACAUAUUUCCAUUGGCAUUUAUGUCAUUAUUAUGUGACUUCAUCUCUUAUCCUAAUGUUAUUGGGAAGUAUUUGUUUUCUCAACUGAAAAUUCGAAACAAUUUCAAUUGUUUCAUUAGAAAAAAUUAGCUUUGAUGUUCUCUUCAAAGUUCAUUUUUAGAAUGCAACCCAUACUAUAGUAGUCAAUAAAAGAUCAGUAGCAGCGUACAUAAAUUUGUUGAGACGUAGUAUUGAGUUUUUUAAAUAAUUGUAACUCAGAUUUCCUAUAGGUCUAUUGCUUUCUCCAUUUUUGCUAUAUAUAUUUAAUUGACUUUUGCAAUAUAUAUUUGUCCCAAGUUCUUAGGCUGUCCUAUAAAUUAUUCAAGAUGUAGUGAAUUCUUGCGAUUGGAUACAAUUUCCAAUUGAAAUUGAGAUACCAUAGCAAUUUUUCUUCUGAUCCCAAGGUGCUGAACUUAUCUGUGCAAUAACCCUAUUUGAAAGGAACAGAGAACAUUCAUUCAAUUGAAGAAUAGCUCUGAUCAUUCAAUAAGAAUAUUAAUUUGGUACUUCCCUUCGUAGAAUUGUAGUUGGUCAAGUACUUUCUAUUUAGUUAUUUAUAUUUUGUAAUUUUGUAAUAGAGAUCAUUACCAUCAUAAUUUAUUAUUUAUAAUGUUCUUUGGUGCCUGUUUUUCAAGACUGAAUGUAUAUUUUGUAAGAAAAAUCAAUAAAUUGUUUUCAUAUACAUGUGUGUGUAUAUAUAGGCA
Messenger RNA from Nilaparvata lugens (brown planthopper), 3180 nucleotides. RefSeq lists its product as uncharacterized. Bases 160 to 540 code for a protein of 126 amino acids. Lineage: Eukaryota; Metazoa; Arthropoda; Insecta; Hemiptera; Delphacidae. The transcript is spliced from 2 exons. The record is from RefSeq and is a predicted model, not a curated record.